UUGGCCUGGCAGAAGACACACCAAGGAGCUGGAGGUGUGGCCGGCGGGUGACACUUCUCCCGGGGUGAGUCACUCGGCUCAGAGUUGGAGAGGCUCUUUCAUCUCCGCGGGUUGCUCCACAGCCAUGCCCAGGACCUGGGUUCUUCUUCUUGGGGUAUUUACCUUCAUUGCUGGGCCACUGUCUAAAACUGUUAAUGCUCGAGUGACUGAUAUCAACUCCAAAGGGUUGGAAUUGAGGAAUAAAGUUAUUAAAAGAGAAGCCCAGUGCUCAGAAGGCUUGUAUCGAGCGGGCCAAUUCUGCUGUCAGCCAUGUCCUCCUGGCAAAAGAAAAGCUGCUGACUGCAAAUUUGAUGAAGGUGAACCAGAGUGUGUGUUCUGCAAAGAAGGGGAAGAGUACACAGACAAGGAACAUUAUUCCCCUAAGUGCAGACGAUGUUCAUUUUGUGAUGGAGGACAUGGCUUAGAAGUGGAAAGAAACUGUACCCGAAUCCAGGAUACCAAGUGCAGAUGUAAAUCAAACUUUUAUUGUAACACUUCUGUAUGUGAACACUGUAACCCCUGCAUUACGUGUGAACAUGGAAUCAUUGAGAAAUGCACACCAACCAGCAAUACCAAAUGCAAAAAAGAAAUUACAGGUUCCAGACAUAAGUUGUGGUGGUUUUGUAUCCUCAUACUCCCGAUUGGGCCAGCUCUGGGGCUGUAUAUGAAGUACUUCAGGAGAAACCAUUUUCACCCUGAAAAUAUGUUCCUACAUCCUCCCCAGGAAACAGAAACAGUGCCACUGAAUGUCUCAGAUGCUGACUUUAGUAAAUAUAUACCUAGGAUUGCUGAACUAAUGACAAUAAAUGAAAUUAGAGAAUUUGUUCGAAAGAAUGGUGUCUCUGAAGCCAAAAUAGAUGACAUCAAGAAUGACAGUCCCCAAGAUACAGCCGAGCAGAAAGUUCAACUGCUUCAUAGUUGGUAUCAAGUUAAUGGGAAGAAAAAUGCAUGCUCCACUUUUAUUAAAAGCCUUGAAAAAGCCAAACUUUGUGCUCAUUCAAAGCAAUUUCAGAAUAUCGUCCAGGCAGAC
Messenger RNA from Heterocephalus glaber (naked mole-rat), 1069 nucleotides. It is a transcript of the gene Fas, whose product is annotated as Fas cell surface death receptor. Gene Ontology annotation, molecular function: tumor necrosis factor receptor activity; protein binding. The record is from RefSeq and is a predicted model, not a curated record. Gene Ontology annotation, biological process: negative regulation of apoptotic process; immune response; regulation of stress-activated MAPK cascade. Gene Ontology annotation, cellular component: CD95 death-inducing signaling complex; external side of plasma membrane; membrane raft. NCBI's taxonomy places the organism in Eukaryota, Metazoa, Chordata, Mammalia, Rodentia, Bathyergidae.